This is a messenger RNA of Cyprinodon variegatus (sheepshead minnow), 1086 nucleotides long. Its product is annotated as trace amine-associated receptor 1-like. Gene Ontology annotation, molecular function: trace-amine receptor activity. Bases 1 to 1086 code for a protein of 361 amino acids. Gene Ontology annotation, biological process: G protein-coupled receptor signaling pathway. Gene Ontology annotation, cellular component: membrane. The record is from RefSeq and is a predicted model, not a curated record. Lineage: Eukaryota; Metazoa; Chordata; Actinopteri; Cyprinodontiformes; Cyprinodontidae. The transcript is spliced from 3 exons.
AUGGGGAGUGUGAACUCGCUGUCUAGGAAGAUUGACAGGCUGACUGCACUGAACAACCAGUGGAUUUAUACAGAAAGCAGCCUGUUCAUCUUUAUCGAGAAAUGGCUAAACCACCUCGUACUAGAUGCUAAUGUGGACCUGCCAGGAUUCACUGCACUGAGAGCCACCAGAGACGCUAAAGUUUUGUGGGAAAUGGAAAUGUGGGGGCCUGAUCAUUUUCUACUGCCCAUCAUUUCUGUGCUCAUUGUUGUUCUAAAUCUGCUAGUCAUCAUCUCCAUCUCUCACUUCAGGCAGCUUCACAAAGCAAACAACUUCCUGCUUCUGUCUCUCGCCAUUUCGGACUUCUUGAUAGGUCUUGUUUUCUUUCCAGGUGAAAUGGUUAAACUGACAACUUGUUGGUUUUUUGGUGAUCUCAUGUGUUUAUUGUAUUCAUAUAUCCUUGUUCUUAUUCUCUGUGCAUCAGUCGGAAAUAUAGUAUUGGUAUCUGUAGAACGCUAUGUGGCUAUUUGUUACCCACUGCAGUACCACAGGAGAAUAACUGUAACAAAAAUACAAGUAUGCAUCAGUCUGUGUUGGUUCUGUUCAGCUGUCUACAGCAUAACGUUUGUGAAGGAUGGUUUAAGCCAAAUUUCAGCUUCUUGUCAUGGAGAAUGUGUGUUUUUCAUACCAUAUUCUGUUUUAGUUCUUGACCUUUUUUUAACCUUUCUUCUUCCGAUUUCUCUAAUUAUAUUUCUGUACAUUAGAGUAUUUCUGGUGGUUGUUUUUCAGGCUCGAGCUAUCCGCUCCCAUUUCACAGCACCACAACAAGGUCCAGUGACAGUAAGAAAGUCUGAAUUGAAAGCUGCCAGGACCAUUGGUUUUAUAGUGCUUGUGUUUGUAAUAUGUUUCUGUCCUUACUACUGUGCUUAUCUUGCAGGUGAAAUUUCAUUUAAUGCGUCAACUACUGUUCUGUGUAUUUUCUGUAUUAACUCAUGUCUCAACCCUAUGAUCUAUGCCAUGUUCUAUCCCUGGUUCAGAAAAGCCAUUAAACAGAUUGUGACAUUUAGCAUAUUACAGCCUGGGUCCAGCAAAGCAGAUAUAUUAUAG